GAAAAACACUGUCGUAGGCAGAUUAUUUUAUUGGUAGAUAUAUAUCAUACUCUUAGCAAUUGUGAAAUUAUUCUCUUAAAUCUUAAGACGGGAUUGAUAACUUUUAUAACAAGAUAAACACGCUUAAUAGGCUCGGUUACCGAUUUCAAUUUUAAAAUGGCCGAUAUUGCAGAAGAGAAAAAAGAGAAAAAAAUCGGAUUUGACUACCAAGAUGAUAUAGAGCCAGAGUUUGAAGCAGCAUGUGAUGAUAUAGCUUUCAAGGGAACCUACGCAUCUAUUCACAGUUCUGGUUUCAGAGAUUUCUUGUUGAAACCUGAACUUCUCAGAUCCAUUGUUGAUUGUGGUUUUGAACAUCCUUCUAAAGUUCAGCAUGAAUGUAUUCCCCUAGCCGUCUUAUCUAUGGAUAUACUGUGCCAGGCUAAGUCUGGUAUGGGUAAAACUGCUAUAUUUGUGUUGUCUACUUUGCAACAACUUGAGCCGGUUGAUGGACAGGUAUCUGUUUUGGUUCUGGCCCACACCCGUGAAUUGGCCUUCCAGACUAGCAAGCAAUUUGAAAUAUUCAGCAAGUACAUGAACAACGUGAAAGUUGCAGUGUUUUUUGGUGGUUUGUCGGUGAAGAAAGAUGAAGAUGUGUUGAAGAAGAAUUGUCCUCAUAUUGUUGUUGGUACACCAGGUCGUCUUCGGGCCUUGAUUCGCAGUAAAGCACUCAGUCUAAACCAUGUGAAACAUUUUAUACUGGAUGAAUGUGACAAAAUGUUGGCUGAAAUUGAUAUGAGAAGGGAUGUUCAAGAGAUAUUCCGAAUGACACCACAUGAAAAACAAGUUAUGAUGUUUAGUGCUACGCUUAGUAAAGAUGUCCGACCAAUCUGUAAAAGAUUUAUGCAAGAUCCUAUGGAAGUUUAUGUUGAUGACGAUUCUAAACUAACUCUACAUGGUCUACAACAACAUUAUGUUAAACUCAAGGACAAUGAAAAGAACAGAAAGUUAUUUGAAUUAUUGGAUGUUUUGGAAUUCAAUCAGGUUAUUAUAUUUGUAAAGAGUGUACAGAGAUGUAUGGCAUUGGCUCAAUUAUUACAAGAACAAAAUUUUCCUGCUAUAGCCAUUCACAGGGCAAUGACACAAGAAGAAAGAUUGUCCCGUUACCAACAAUUUAAAGAUUUCCAGAAACGUAUUUUGGUAGCUACAAAUUUAUUUGGUCGUGGUAUGGAUAUUGAGAGAGUUAAUAUUGUCUUUAACUAUGACAUGCCUGAAGAUUCAGAUACAUACCUUCAUAGAGUUGCCAGAGCUGGUCGAUUUGGUACUAAAGGUUUAGCCAUCACACUUAUAUCAAAUGAAAAUGAUGCUAAAAUAUUAAACGAUGUUCAAGAGAGAUUUGAAGUGAGCAUCGCUGAAUUACCAGAUGAAAUAGACAUAUCCUUUUUCAUUGAAGGACGAUAAGCCGUCAAAGACAAGAGAUGAGAGGAGUUAUUUUUUAUAGUUUAUAUAGUUGUAAUAAAUCAUAGUCAUUUCAAAAGGA
Molecule: messenger RNA, 1516 nt
Organism: Patella vulgata (common limpet)
Lineage: Eukaryota; Metazoa; Mollusca; Gastropoda; Patellidae
Product: spliceosome RNA helicase Ddx39b
Exons: 10
Coding region: 157-1437 (426 amino acids)
Biological process (GO): mRNA export from nucleus; mRNA splicing, via spliceosome
Molecular function (GO): ATP binding; RNA helicase activity; RNA binding
Source: RefSeq, a predicted model, not a curated record